UCCAAACAAAAGACAGCAGAGUGGACUUCAGAAUGGGAGAAAGCUUCCAUGAACAUCUGCGGAGAGACAGCCGGUUCUUGAAAUCGGACCUGCGUCUGGACACAGAGCUGGUGGAUAAACUCAUUCUGCAGCUCAACAGGAUCUACCCACAGGUCCUGACUGACAAGGAGGCCACCAAGUUCAGGGAUUUGGAUGUUCCCACCUGUAUCAGGCUGGCAGAGCUGCUGUCUCAUCUACAGGAGAAAGGCGAGGAGGCAUGUCAGGAGUUUUACCGUGCACUGCAUCUUCACAUGGAGGAGGUUUACUUCAGUUUACCCACACGCCUCCGACACAGAGAGUCUGGAGAUCCAGUCACGAGGCCCACAGACAGAUAUGUCCUGAACAACCGAAGUCCUUUAUUCUUCCUCAGUUGUUUCAGUGUAGCAGUAGGAGUAGCUCUGCUGUAUUACUAUGGUGAGUCCAGGGAGGUGUCAGGCUCAAGCAGUGCUCUGGGUCUGGCUGCGCUUGGUCUUGGUAGAAAGGUGCGAGAGGUUCUAAUCUGGUACACAGAAGAUGGAAAAUAAUGGAAUUUGUUUGUGCCUUUCUGAGAAUUUUGACACUAAGUG
Xyrauchen texanus (razorback sucker) is the source of this 605-nucleotide messenger RNA. Its product is annotated as caspase recruitment domain-containing protein 19-like. Gene Ontology annotation, biological process: regulation of apoptotic process. The record is from RefSeq and is a predicted model, not a curated record. Gene Ontology annotation, cellular component: mitochondrion. The transcript has 6 exons. Bases 33 to 563 code for a protein of 176 amino acids. Lineage: Eukaryota; Metazoa; Chordata; Actinopteri; Cypriniformes; Catostomidae.